Molecule: messenger RNA, 1428 nt
Organism: Geodia barretti
Lineage: Eukaryota; Metazoa; Porifera; Demospongiae; Tetractinellida; Geodiidae
Source: the annotation of a GenBank genome assembly
AUGAAAAAUGUACUGGUAAUUGACGACGACGAAAAAAUCUGUUGGGCAUUCGAGCAAUUCUUAGAAAGCGAGGGCUAUCGCCCCAGCACUGCAAACAAUGCCGAGGAAGGUUUACGCCGCAUCGCAGCUGACAAGCCGGACGUUGUCUUACUCGAUGUGAAAUUACCGGGGAUGAGUGGUUUGGAGGCGUUAGGCGAAAUUAAGGAGCAUCAUCCGUGGGUAAUUGUAAUUAUCAUCACGGCUUAUGACGAUGUGGAAACAACCAUAGAAGCAAUGCGCUUGCAGGCGUUCGAUUUCGUCCCAAAACCGAUCGAUCUGGAUAUCGUCAAGAGUGUCCUGGAACGUGCUUUCCGGACACAAUCUGUCCGUAGUACUUUGCCUGUGGAAACAGCAGACGAAUCGCCAACAGCACAGAUCGGACACCGAUUGGUUGGAAAGAGCAGCCAGAUGCGCGAAAUCUACAAACUCAUCGGAAUUAUGGCGAGCAAUACGAUGACUGUGCUGAUUGAAGGCGAGACAGGAACCGGCAAGGAUCUGGUUGCACGCGCGAUCCACACAGGUAGCCCCCGGAAGGAGGCACCAUUUAUCCCUGUUGAUUGCGGAGCUCUUCCUGAUGAACUCUUAGAGAGUGAGCUGUUUGGUUACGAAGCGGGAGCGUUCACAGGAGCGAAAACAGAAGGGAAACCCGGACGGUUUGAAUUGGCUAAUGGGGGUACACUUUUCCUCGAUGAAGUCGGCAAUAUGACCCCGACAUUACAGGUGAAACUGCUUCGCGCUUUGCAAACACAAGAAAUUGAACGGUUAGGCGGCACCCGGCGACUUGAAGUGGAUGUGCGUGUCAUCGCUGCCACGAAUCAGGAACUCAGUGCCAUGGUGAAGCGAGGGCAGUUCCGUGAGGAUCUCUACUACCGUUUCAAACGUAUCGCGCUCCACCUUCCACCGUUACGGGAACGUCGAGAGGACAUUCCGCUACUUGUCACACAUUUCCUGAAACUCGCUCAAGAGGAACUCGGUAAACCGAUUUGGGGUAUCUCCGAAGAAGGGAUGAAAUUAUUGCAAGACUAUCCGUGGCCCGGCAACGUUCGUGAGUUGGAGAAUUGCAUCCGAAGCGCGGGGACACUCUGUCGUGCAGAUGUGAUUCUUCCAGAUGACCUACCGCCAGAAGUCCGAACGGGGCAUCAGAUAGAUUCUACCGGUGCCUCACAACUGGAAGUAUCCCUCAAAUCUGUUUUGCAAGACGUUACAAAAGAGGCUGUCAUGCAAGGAAGACAAGGGCUUUACGAGGAGGUUGUUGCGCUGUUAGAUAAAUCACUCAUUGAACUGGUGUUAAAUGAAUUUUCGGGUAACCACAGCAAAACAGCGGAAUUGCUCGGCAUGAGUCGGACGACUCUUUUGAAGAAGAUUAAGCAGAGCGAUAGUGGUUUUUAA